AUCUAACCAAUCCACAAACCAAAGAAACCUUCCCAAAAUGAUGAAGAUCACGAUCGCCGCCCUCGCUCUGCUGGCCGUCGCCGUUGCUGCUUACGAACAUGAGGACUAUCAUUCGCAUCCCAGCUACAAGUUCGAGUAUGGCGUAAAGGAUCCUCACACCGGAGACCACAAGAGCCAGUGGGAACAUCGCGACGGAGAUGUCGUCAAGGGAGCGUACACUCUGGAUGAAGCCGACGGAACCAAGCGAGUGGUUGAGUACUCGUCCGACAAGCACAACGGCUUCCAGGCUCACGUCAAGCGAGUGGGCCAUGCUGACCAUCCGGCCGUCUAUGGACACCAUGAGGCUGGACAUUCGUACAGUCAUGGACACGUCCAUGGACAUGGCAGCAGCUACGCCAACGGCAACCUGUACCAGCAUCAUCACUACCUCAUACUCAACUCAAACGCCAUCAGUCAACCGACAGCAAAAGCUCGAUCUGCAGCUCACCAAUCCACAAACCAAAGAAACCUUCCCAACAUGAUGAAGAUCACGAUCGCCGCCCUCGCCCUGUUGGCCGACGCCGUUGCUGCUUACGAACAUGAGGACUAUCAUUCGCAUCCCAGCUACAAGUUCGAGUAUGGCGUAAAGGAUCCUCACACCGGAGACCACAAGAGCCAGUGGGAACAUCGGGACGGAGAUGUCGUCAAGGGAGCGUACACUCUGGAUGAAGCCGACGGAACCAAGCGAGUGGUUGAGUACUCGUCCGACAAGCACAACGGCUUCCAGGCUCACGUCAAGCGUGUGGGUCAUGCUCAACACCCGGAAGUGUAUGGACACCAUGAGGCUGGACACUCGUACAGCCAUGGACACGGUCAUGGACAUGGCAGCAGCUACGCUAACGGCAACCUGUACCAGCACCAUCACUAAAGAACAUUUGUGAAUAAAUGAAGUUGAAUUGCUAAGGA
This is a messenger RNA of Anopheles coluzzii, 945 nucleotides long. RefSeq names its product histidine-rich glycoprotein-like. The coding region runs from base 38 to 907 and encodes 289 amino acids. NCBI's taxonomy places the organism in Eukaryota, Metazoa, Arthropoda, Insecta, Diptera, Culicidae. Gene Ontology annotation, cellular component: extracellular matrix. The record is from RefSeq and is a predicted model, not a curated record. The transcript is spliced from 2 exons.